This is a messenger RNA of Prunus armeniaca (apricot), 525 nucleotides long. The record is from the annotation of a GenBank genome assembly. NCBI's taxonomy places the organism in Eukaryota, Viridiplantae, Streptophyta, Magnoliopsida, Rosales, Rosaceae.
AUGUCGGAUGAAAGGAAAUGGGUAGUGGAUGUUGGCAACUGUCAUGAAUUCAAUAUUUCUUCAAGCAACAAUGGAAAGUAUAGGCAUCCCUACUCGAGUGCAGACUGCGUUUUGGCUGUGAGGCAUUUGGAGAAAGGGAGGGUAGUGAUCUUUGCAGCAGGAACUGGAAAUCCAUUCUUUACCACAGAUACUGCUGCAGCACUUCGUGGUGCAGAAAUCAAUGCAGAGGUUGUACUGAAAGCUACAAAUGUUGAUGGGGUUUACGACGACAAUCCAAGGUGUAGCCCAAAUGCCCGUCUUCUUGAUAAUCUAACAUAUGAGGAGGUGAUGUCCAAAGAUCUUUCAGUGAUGGACAUGACUGCCAUUACUUUAUGUCAGGAAAACAACAUUCCUGCCAUAAUGGGAGAGAAGGUCGGCACAUUGAUUGGAGCAACAUGGAAUUCUACUGCGACGAGGACAAGAGGGGUGGUUUUCAUUUGCUCUGGUGGAGGUUAUGUUGAGGAUGGUUUACCACUGAAGCUUUAA